AUGCUGCCUUACCUGUUCCCUGAGCUGUCCACCUUUGCUACAGUCGCCGAUCUCAUCACCCACCUUCGCACUAGUGACGCUCGCCUGCGUGCCGCCCUUCCCACCGAGUUCUGCGCUAAGAACCCCCCUCCACUGUACUGGACGCUCCAUUUCAUAGUCACCCGUCUCCCUGACACCCUCAGCUCAGUCCGAGACUACUUCCUUGCCCGCUGUCCCACUGAGCUCACAGUCGCCCUCCUAGAGGAGAAGCUGCUAGCAGCCGAGAAGAGCAUUGUAGCUGUAGGUGCUGCUCGUGGCGCUCCUCGCACCCCCAUCUUUGAGGGGUGUUCUCCCUCUCCCCUCGCUCCCUCCUACGCUACUGCUGCUGCUGUUGACCUCCUUGGCACUGAGUCUGCUGGCGCUGCUUCUGCUCCUGGUGGGAGGCGCCGCACCGGCAAGGGCAAGGGGGGCAAGGGUGGUGGUGGUGGCGCUGGGGGGGGAGGAGGUGGGGGAGGUGGGGGGGGAGGCGGUGCUGGAGGGAGCGGUGGCGGGAGUGCUGGUGGGGGUGGAGGCAGCGGUGGGGGUGGGGGCGGCGGCGGGAGUGGUGGCAGCGGUGGCGGCGGUGGCAGCGGUGGUGGCAGUGGUGGCGGUGGCGGCGGCAGCGGUGGCGGUCGGAGCGGCGGUAGUGGCGGCGGUGGUGGUCGGACGUGUGGCGAUCUGUACGUGCUCUAG
Messenger RNA from Closterium sp. Yama58-4, 711 nucleotides. The record is from the annotation of a GenBank genome assembly. NCBI's taxonomy places the organism in Eukaryota, Viridiplantae, Streptophyta, Zygnematophyceae, Desmidiales, Closteriaceae.